UUCUUGUUCGAGUUGAUUCUUGAUUGUAAUUUGGUUUGGUUUUGUUAGUGAGUGGAGUGAAAAUUGUGUCCGUUUACUAAUUUUCGAAGAUGGCCGAAUUGAAUGAAUCUAAUAUGAACUUUGCAGCGUUAAAGAGGGUCGAUCCUUACGCAAAAUGUCUACUAGAAACCGCUGCUCAUGUAGCACUAUAUAGAUUUGGAGAAGAAUGGGAAAAGACCGAUAUUGAAGGUGCUCUUUUUGUAUAUAGCCGUACAGGUAAACCUUUUCACAAUAUUUUGAUCAUGAAUAGACUAAACAUGAAAAACUUGGUGGAACCCAUAACAGAAGGUUUGGAUCUUCAGUUGCAAAAUCCAUUUUUGUUGUACAGAACUUCACAAGGUUCCAUUUAUGGCAUAUGGUUCUAUGACAAAGAAGAAUGUGUAAAGAUUGCAGCUAUUCUCACCAAAAUUGUUAAAGAAGCCUCUGAAAGCAAGUCUGACAAAAAAGGAAGAAAUGCCACAGAUGCAGUUGGAAAUAAUGUAGACAUUUUUUCAAUGUUGACAAAAGCGCAAGAGGAAUACAACUCAAAAUCCCCUCGUAAAACGCAACCAGAACCUAUAGCUGGAGCUCCACUAGAUAUGAAUUUUAAUUUUAAGGACACAAAUCCAACACCUCAAAGUGUGAUGGAUUUCUUUGCAAAGGCCAGUAAUGGAUCAAAGUUUUUACAAGAUCCUAGUGUGAUUCAACCGUCAGGUAUGUUUUUAAGCAGUCCUCGUGCAGGUCCUCCUCCAGGACUGACUCGCAUGCCAUCUGUUCCAAUAGCUAUACCACCUCCUCAAAAUGAUGUUAAACCAUUGCUGCAGCGCCUCAUGUCUAAUCCUGCUCAUAGUGUUGAACAUAUAGAAAAACAACAACGAGCAAUCACUCCCCAAAAUGACAUUGUCGGUAUGAUAAGAAAUGGAAACCAGCCAUCAUCUGUAAAUAACAGUGGUGAUAAAAGAAACAACCUCAGUUUUAAUGUGAAACCUAGCACAUCAGGAAACCAGAAUGAAAGUAAUACUUCAGGUAAUAUUACUUUGGCUCAGAAUCAAAUUGAAAAUAAUCUGGGAUUUUUAAGGAUUUCAGAUUCCCCUCCUGCUGUUGUACAUUCUCAGCAGUUCUUUAAUUCUAAAAUUACUCAGAAUCAGUCACCAUUGAUGUUUGAUUUACAAACUGAGUCUAACAUUUGUACUGCUGAAAAUACCCGACCUCUCUCAGCACCUACACCUGCACUGAUGCCACCAGUGAUGUUUACAUCAUCGGUGAAAAAAGACGAAGCUACAGAUGUUUCCACUACUACUCCUGUAGUUAUGGUUAACUCCAAUCCAGGUAACAAUUCUUACCAAUUCCGACCUGAACCUUUAACAAAAAAUCAACUUCUGCAGGCUGUGAAUCACUUACUGAAACAUGAUCCAGAAUUCAUUAACAAAUUGCAUGAAGCUUACGUGAAGUCCUUUGCAGAACUUGUACCUUAAUUUAUCUUUCAGCAUAUUAAGGGAAAUCAUCUAGCCACCUGCAUUUAGUAUCUGUUAUAUCCAAGGUACUAACAGCCUGUCUUAUAUGUAUUGGAUCUCUAAUGUAAAAACUGUUGUGUUAAAGUUAUAUUUAAAUUACUGUAAUUGACAAAAAAGGCUAUGUAUUUCUACAAAGCUGAUCUUUCAGUAAAACUUCUUGAAAGUAAUAAAUAAUCAAAGUGUCAAGAAAUUUAACAAAAGUGAGAUGUGGAAAUUUUAACUUUAAAACUAUCUCAAAUAAAAGGAAAUAAAGAGAAGGAAAUAAAUUAUGCAAUAUCUUGUGUGAAAAAUUAAUUAUAUUAUGACGAAGUCUUUAUUGAUAAAAAACUGAAAUUUAUAUGACAUUUUAAAAUACACAGAGUUUGUAAAACUAGGAAAUGUACAGGUACCCACUCUAAAUUUUAUAUGGAUGAAGAUAAUUUAAUUAAUAAAAAAGUGAUAAUAUUAUUUUGUUGUUGACAGAUUUUUAAAUCGUUUAUAUAUAUGAUCAUAGAUUGCUGUAUGUAGAUGUCAAAUUGCUAAGUUAUAUACACCACCUAGAUAAACUUAUUUAAAGAAUACGAACUUAUUGAUAGCCAAAUUCAUUUUAGUUAUGCCUAGAAAAUGCUGGCUGAUUGGAAAAAAAAUAAGGAAGAAUUGUUUAUUCAUUUCUUAAUCAUGGACAUGUUGUAAAAUAAUAUUGUAUGUAACAUUUCGACAAAUUUUAUAUAUGGUUUAUUGUUUGUGACACAGUUUAAAAUGUAGAAUACCUUAUAAAACACCAUGGUUUACAUGUGUCUCAUGUUGCCAUUAGGUCAACUGUAGAUUAAAUUGAAUUUAUAUGUGAAUGAAAAAGUUAUUUGAACGAUGAGGUUUUAAGAAAUUUUUAACGUAGAACUGGUUUCAAUACAUGAAGUAUUUCUAGGUGUCAAAAAUGAUUACUGUGAUAAACUAUGUCUAUUAUUGUAAGAAGAUAAGUUAAUUUCUAAGUUACAUUGAAUUGUGAUUUUCAGUGAAUGAUAUAUUUUAUUAACUUGAGUCCUGACAUUAUUAAUUUUAAAGUUUAUAUCUAGGCUACCUUUAUUGUAUUUAUAUUUAAUAAUUGUAUAACCGAUACAAAUAUUGUGUUACCUUUAUUGAAGCUGUUUAUUAGUGAAAUAUUUGUUUUAUACAUGAUAUCUAACAAUUUCUUACAUUACGAUAAUCUAUCAGAAUUUUUUCUAAUUGUGAAAUUUACUGCCAAAUAAAUAAAUCUGUUGCAAUA
Messenger RNA from Homalodisca vitripennis (glassy-winged sharpshooter), 2775 nucleotides. It is a transcript of the gene DCP1, whose product is annotated as mRNA-decapping enzyme 1B. Gene Ontology annotation, biological process: deadenylation-independent decapping of nuclear-transcribed mRNA; positive regulation of catalytic activity; deadenylation-dependent decapping of nuclear-transcribed mRNA. Gene Ontology annotation, molecular function: mRNA binding; enzyme activator activity. The transcript has a single exon. The record is from RefSeq and is a predicted model, not a curated record. Lineage: Eukaryota; Metazoa; Arthropoda; Insecta; Hemiptera; Cicadellidae. The coding region runs from base 90 to 1493 and encodes 467 amino acids. Gene Ontology annotation, cellular component: P-body.